Messenger RNA from Arvicola amphibius (Eurasian water vole), 336 nucleotides. RefSeq names its product translation machinery-associated protein 7. The transcript has a single exon. The record is from RefSeq and is a predicted model, not a curated record. Lineage: Eukaryota; Metazoa; Chordata; Mammalia; Rodentia; Cricetidae. Bases 2 to 196 code for a protein of 64 amino acids.
CAUGUCGGGCCGGGAAGGUGGCAAAAAGAAGCCCCUGAAACAGCCCAAGAAGCAGACUAAGGAAAUGGACGAGGAAGAUAAGGCUUUCAAGCAGAAACAAAAAGAGGAGCAGAAGAAACUCGAGGAGCUAAAAGCCAAGGCCGCGGGGAAGGGACCCCUGGCCACAGGUGGAAUUAAGAAAUCUGGCAAAAAGUAAGCUGUUCCUCAUAUCUUGAGAUGAUGGUGACCCUCUUCCAUUCCUAUUUAAAUAUCUGGAUUCCCUGCCAUAACAUCUUUGCCAUCUACAGCUAGAAUGAAGUGUUAUCCUGGAGCCUGUUAAACAUCUGGAUUCCCUCC